AAGUCCUAUCUCUUCCCUCCUACAUUUUCGCUCACGACCGCUCGCCACAAUGGGUGCCGAAAAGACAGACGUUACUGCUGAUCACACUAGCAAAGGCGAAUUCUCCGACGUCUCAGGCCAUGAUGGAGAGUCUCUUCAGGGGCCCUCGCGGCACACCCUGCAACGUAAACUCAAGAAUCGUCACAUUGCCAUGAUCAGUAUUGGCGGUGUUAUCGGUACUGGUCUUUUUGUUGGAACCGCAAACUCUCUGAGUUAUGGAGGCCCCAUCGGUCUGUUGCUCGGCUACAUCGUGAUGGGCACUAUCGUCUAUUGCGUUAUGAUUAGUUUGGGAGAAAUGGUUGCUUACCUACCUAUACCUGGUGGUCACAUCAAACUUGCCGAGCGCUUCGUCGACCCUGCGUUCUCUUUCGCUAUGGGUUGGAAUUACUGGUAUGACUGGGCGAUUGGUUCUGAAAUUGCUGCUGCUGCAUUAUUGAUAAACUAUUGGAAUUACACUGUCAAUGAUUCAGUAUGGGUCGUCAUAUGCCUUGCCGUUGUUGUGGCCAUUAAUAUGCUCGGUGCUGGCGCUUACGGCGAGGCGGAAUUCAUAUUUGCAUCCAUCAAGGUCAUCACAAUCACUGGUCUUAUUAUUCUCGGUAUAAUCAUCGAUUUGGGAGGUGGCCCAAACCGUGAUCGCAUUGGAUUCCGCUACUGGAAAAAUCCUGGACCAUUCGUUCAGUAUAAUGGCAUUCAAGGCGCCAAGGGACGAUUCCUUGGCUGGUGGGCUGUUCUGAUCCAGGCUGCUUUCUCGUUCAUUGGAACCGAAAUUGUUGCUAUUGCUGCUGGAGAAGCGAAGAAUCCUCGUCAUACCUUACCCAAAGCCAUCCGUCGAGUAUACAUCCGUAUAUUACUUUUCUACAUCGGCGGAACCCUUAUCAUUGGUCUGCUUGUACCAUCCGACAACCCAUUACUCGUAUUGAACAGUGGAACCGCCCAGUCUCCAUUCGUCAUUGCUAUCGAAACAGCUGGAAUUAAAUUUCUUCCUUCGGUAAGCCGCACAUGGCCUUCCCUUUUUUUACCUAGAGAUUUCUUAUUGAGUUAUUCCAAACAGAUAAUUAAUGCUUGUUUGUUGACCUCGGCAUGGUCCAACUCAUCUAGUUCCUUGUACACUGCAUCUCGUGCGAUUCGUGCGUAUGCUUAUCCGGUGGCCAACUCAUCGAAAUUAACGAACUUCGUAGAUGGUCUUGCAGCCUCAGGAAAUGCUCCCAAGAUCUUCCUUAAAACCACACGCAACGGGUUGCCUUACGUUGCUGUCCUCUUCACAGCCAUUUUCUCCUUUCUUGCCUUCAUGGCUGUGUCCAAGGGUGCGGGCUCAGUGUUUAACUGGUUGUCCGACAUGACAUCCGUCGCUGGCCUUAUGACGUGGUUUGGUAUUUCUGUAACGUACCUCCGCUUCUACAAGGGCAUGCAGGUUCAAGGCAUCGACCGCAAGACGCUCCCUUACUACACAAAUCUCCAGCCAUAUGCAGCGUGGUGGGGAGUAAUUUCAACGAUCACCAUCUGUUUCUUCAGCGGAUGGAAUGUCUUCCUCGAAGGUAGUUGGAAUACUGCAACUUUCGUUACCAACUACGUCCUUUUCAUUACCUGGCCAAUCCUGUACUUUGGUGCUCGCCUCUACUAUGGCACCAAGCCCAUUGCUGCAGCGGACAUGGACUUCAAGAGAGAUAUAGCUGAAAUUGUGGCGGACUCGUAUGAGGAACCCCCGCCAAAGAACAAGAUAGAAGCAUUCUGGCAAUGGCUGGUGAGCAUGGCUGCACCGCUUGGCAAUUUUUGAAUGUAAUUAUACCUGCAAUAAUACCUGGAGAUCGAAUAUAUCACUGUUUUUUGUAAGCCCUCAAUUGUUCGACAUACCUGGUUGUUCGUUGUAUGUCACUGCCAACUCUACCAA
Molecule: messenger RNA, 1927 nt
Organism: Suillus discolor
Lineage: Eukaryota; Fungi; Basidiomycota; Agaricomycetes; Boletales; Suillaceae
Product: amino acid permease
Exons: 8
Coding region: 50-1813 (587 amino acids)
Biological process (GO): amino acid transmembrane transport
Cellular component (GO): membrane
Molecular function (GO): amino acid transmembrane transporter activity
Source: RefSeq, a predicted model, not a curated record